Talpa occidentalis (Iberian mole) is the source of this 2490-nucleotide messenger RNA. It is a transcript of the gene IRF5, whose product is annotated as interferon regulatory factor 5. The record is from RefSeq and is a predicted model, not a curated record. The transcript is spliced from 9 exons. The coding region runs from base 53 to 1573 and encodes 506 amino acids. Gene Ontology annotation, biological process: immune system process; regulation of transcription by RNA polymerase II. Gene Ontology annotation, molecular function: DNA-binding transcription factor activity, RNA polymerase II-specific; protein binding; RNA polymerase II cis-regulatory region sequence-specific DNA binding. Lineage: Eukaryota; Metazoa; Chordata; Mammalia; Eulipotyphla; Talpidae. Gene Ontology annotation, cellular component: nucleus.
CCGGUGCUCGGGGCGCAGCCACGCGGGCGCAGCGCGGACAGACCCCUUUACCAUGAACCAGCCUGCCUCAGGGGUGCCCCCACCUCCCCGUCGCGUGCGGCUGAAACCCUGGCUGGUGGCCCAGGUGAACAGCUGCCAGUACCCAGGGCUUCAGUGGGUCAAUGGGGAAAGGAAAUUCUUUUACAUCCCCUGGCGCCAUGCCACAAGGCACGGGCCCAGCCAGGAGGGAGAUAACACCAUCUUCAAGGCCUGGGCCAUGGAGACGGGGAAAUACACGGAGGGCGUGGAUGAGGCGGACCCCGCCAAGUGGAAGGCCAACCUGCGCUGCGCCCUGAACAAGAGCCGCGAUUUCCGCCUCAGAUACGACGGGCCCCGCGACAUGCCCCCGCAGCCCUACAAGAUCUACGAGGUCUGCUCCGGUGGCCCCGCUCCCGCAGAGCCCCACCCCGGCGAGGAUCACGCCUUCGGCGCCGGGGCCGGAGAGGAGGAAGAGGAGGAGGAAGAGGAGGAGCUCCAGAGGAUGUUACCAAGCCUGAGCCUCACAGAAGUAGUACAGUCCGGCCCUACCCUGCCACCCUAUUCUGUACCCAAAGAAGACAUCAAGUGGCCACCCACUCACCAGUCACCUGUGGUGGUGGGUCCCCCGGCUCCAGACCCCAGCCUCCUGGUACCUGCCCCUGGCAACCCUGCUGGCUUUGGGGACCUUCUCCCUGAAGUCGUGCCAGGCCUGGAGCCGGAAUCCAUGGCUGCCAGCCUGCCCUCCACAUGCGAACAACUCCUGCCCGACCUGCUGAUCAGCCCACACAUGCUGCCUCUGACUGACCUGGAGAUCAAGUUCCAGUACCGGGGGCGUCCGCCCCGCGCCCUCACCAUCAGCAACCCGCAAGGCUGCCGGCUCUUCUACAGCCAGCUGGAAGCCACCCAGGAGCAGGUGGAGCUCUUUGGACCUGUGAGCCUGGAGCAAGUGCGCUUCCCCAGCGCCGAGGACAUCCCCAGCGACAAGCAGCGCUUCUACACCAACCAGCUGCUGGAUGUCCUGGACCGCGGGCUCAUCCUCCAGCUGCAGGGCCAGGACCUGUAUGCCAUCCGCCUCUGCCAGUGCAAGGUGUUCUGGAGCGGGCCCUGCGCCUCAGCCCACAACUCACAGCCCAACCCCAUCCAGCGGGAGGUCAAGACCAAGCUCUUCAGCCUGGAGCAUUUUCUCAAUGAGCUCAUCCUAUUCCAGAAGGGCCAGACCAACGCCCCACCACCGUUCGAGAUCUUCUUCUGCUUUGGGGAGGAGUGGCCUGACCGAAAACCCCGAGAAAAGAAGCUCAUCACCGUGCAGGUGGUGCCCGUAGCAGCACGGUUGCUGCUAGAGAUGUUCUCAGGGGAGCUUUCUUGGUCGGCUGAUAGUAUCCGGCUACAGAUCUCAAAUCCAGACCUCAAAGACCACAUGGUGGAACAGUUCAAGGAACUCCAUCACCUCUGGCAGACCCAGCAGCGCUUACAGCCCGUGGCCCAGGGCCCUCCAGUGCCAGGCCUCGGUGCUGGCCAGGGGCCCUGGCCCAUGCACCCGGUUGGCAUGCAAUAAUGAGACUGUGGAUAGUGGCUGGCCCAGGCUUCCUGGGUGACUUUGUGGACUGAUGUGCAGGUGAUGGCCCCAGUGGGCACCUGAUUGACUAUCUCUGGGUCUCCUGGAAAUGGAUUUGGGCCAAGGAGAGGUUGGUUCCAGGAGAACCGAGUUCCAGGUCCUCCUUGUGGAAGUUGAAGGAAGCUGGAAGUCGGCUUUGCUUUGGGGACUUUGUCUUCCUGGACCUACAUUUCCUCCACUAGCUCUGGGCAGCUGGCCCUGGGGGAACUCAGCCAUCAGCACCCUUGAGUGGGGGAAGACGCACCACCCCUGGGGCCUAGUUAUACAGAGGAAUUGUUCCAGAAUGGCCUAGUCUGAUGGUUGCCCCAUUUCCUCUGGCAAAAGUGCCAAGUGCUGGGGGCCAAGUUGCCCUAGCAGGGCCUCUGCAGGGCACAGGCCUGAUUUUGGGGCUCCCUGGUUUGAGACUCACCUCCUCAUCUUUCUCCCACCUGAAGUCAAAAUGAGCACUUAGGUAUUACACCAGGUACUUAAGGCUGGCAGCUACCUCCCUUGAAGUCUGAGAACCUGGGAUAGAAAGUAGUAUUUUAUGUAUUUUUGGAUUAAUAAAUGUUAAAAACAGACCCAGCUGUUUCUUUCCGUUUUCUAGUACCAGUUGCUUCCAGACCCUGCUUCUCAUGCCAGCUGGACCUUUCCCCUAGCACUUGCCUGCCAUCUCUGCUCUUGACAUGGAGGGCCUGCCUUCCAGGCUGAUGAGUCAGUGUGGCCUCCAUGAGCACUCACCCAGCUGGCUUUGCUUUCCAGGAGGAAGCUGGCUGAAGCAAGGGUGUGGAGUUUUCAAUGUGUGCAGAGUCUAAAAUCCCGCCCGAAUCAAUUUCCCUGUAAGAAAUGGUGGAGGGGGCCUCCCCGGUGGCGCAGCG